UUAUCUCGCCGACGUCGCCUUCCAAAGCGACUCUGCGACAUCAACAUGUAAACCUCAGGAAAGCGGCCCCUCAGCCACGCCGGUAACGGCCCAUCAAAAUCUGCUUCACUGGACAGGCUGACCGGUCUUCAUCAUGAUUCGCCUCCUUGAUAUGAGAGCAGACUCCGCCAAUCCCAUUCCUCCCCCGUGCCGAGUUCCGGAUGACACUGGUCAUGGACUGGGCGGGGCCGAUGCAAUGAAUUCUGCGCGUUCUUUUGUAUUCGCCUCACAUUCUCCAGUAACAUGGACUUUGAGAUGCCGCUCCAGCCUCUAAAUCCGAGACUACUGCCAUGCAUAUAUCAUCCUCGGCCUGUUACCCCCUCCUUUCUUUUAUUGACCGAUCACGGCAGCUGCAUGUCGGACUGUUCUUCUACUAGCAUCCUGAGAGACCUAUCAUGGCACCUAACUUGAACAGGACCCGAACGGCGCCGGCUAAUCUCCCACGCCAGCAGUCACGCACACGCGAUCCUUUAAGACGAGCACGAUCGACUCCGGACGAUGGGCUCCACCAACUGUUUUCUCCUCAAUUCAUGGAUGACCACGGUGCUCACCAAUAUCACGCCGACUCUGUCCCAGACGAUCUCAGCGACGCGGCAACCAUUCCCGAUGAGGAUGACGCAGACACAAGUACCACCGCAUCUGUAGACGAGGUCAGAUUUGGCGUUCGGGACACCAGAGACAGUCGUGAUGUGGAAGCCAACCCCCCCGAACUGACCAGGGAGAAAUCUGUAAGAUCGAUCAAGGAUCCGAACCUUGUUACCUGGGAAAGCCCCGAAGACCCGGAGAAUCCGAAGAACUGGACUGACAAACAGAAAUGGGCAGCAACUCUGAUCGUAUCCUCCUUUACCUUCAUCUCACCAGUGUCCUCAUCAAUGGUGGCGCCUGACCUGAUCAAAAUUGGACAAGAUCUGGGCAUUAAUUCUGAGGUUGAAAGAUCCUUAACGCUCUCAAUCUUUGUGCUCGCCUAUGCUAUUGGACCACUUUUUCUUGGGCCGCUAAGCGAAAUCUACGGUCGGGUCAUCGUUCUGCAACUCUCAAACCUCUUCUUCCUUGCUUUCAAUAUUGGCUGCGGCUUUGCGCAGACACAAGGUCAACUUAUUGCUUUUCGCUUCCUCAGCGGCUUAGGUGGAAGCGCUCCGUUAGCUCUCGGUGGUGGACUGCUGAGUGACUGCUGGCGAGCGGAUGAACGUGGGAAAGCAAUCAGUAUUUACAGCCUUGCGCCUCUGCUUGGCCCUGCUGUGGGCCCAAUUGCCGGCGGAUAUAUUGCGUUGAAGACAACCUGGAGAUGGUGCUUCUGGUCAACUUCGAUAGUCGACGCCGGUGUUCAAGUCCUGGGCUUGAUUUACCUUCGCGAGACGUAUGCGCCAAAAUUACUGGCGAACAAGGCAGAGAAGCUGCGGCAUGAGACAGGCAACCCCGAUCUUCAUACAGAAUGGGAGCAUCCCGACAGAACACUGGUCAAAGUCCUCAAGUCAAGUCUAAUACGUCCAUUUCGAAUGCUUGGGACUCAGCCAAUCAUCCAGGCCCUUGCAAUAUACAUGUAAGCCAUAUCCCCAUCAAAGUCUGUGCUUGAUAAUAAUCUCGGUCAAGGGCGUAUUUGUACGGACUAAUGUACCUUGUCCUCUCUACCUUUCCAACUGUGUGGACGGAUGUCUACCACGAAUCGACUGGCAUCGGAGGUCUAAAUUACAUUUCUCUCGGCGUGGGCUUCUUCCUGGGCACCCAAAUUUGCGCCCCAAUCAAUGACCGCAUCUAUCGUAGACUGAAAAAGCGGAACAACAAUGUGGGGAAGCCCGAGUUUCGUGUUCCUUUGAUGGUUCCAGGAGCCGCCCUCGUACCUAUUGGGUUGUUCAUUUACGGUUGGAGCGCCUACGAAGCAACGCAUUGGAUCGUGCCCAAUAUUGGAGCUGCCAUAUUCGCAGCUGGGACAAUCAUGGGGUUUCAGUGUACCCAGACGUACAUUGUGGACGCAUACUCUCGAUUUGCCGCCUCCGCUGUGGCUUCCGCUGUCGUGCUGAGAAGUUUAGCAGGGUUUGGCUU
Messenger RNA from Exophiala viscosa, 2079 nucleotides. Its product is annotated as major facilitator superfamily domain-containing protein. The record is from RefSeq and is a predicted model, not a curated record. Lineage: Eukaryota; Fungi; Ascomycota; Eurotiomycetes; Chaetothyriales; Herpotrichiellaceae. Bases 435 to 1583 code for a protein of 382 amino acids. Gene Ontology annotation, biological process: transmembrane transport. The transcript has 3 exons. Gene Ontology annotation, molecular function: transmembrane transporter activity.